Molecule: messenger RNA, 3224 nt
Organism: Morone saxatilis (striped sea-bass)
Lineage: Eukaryota; Metazoa; Chordata; Actinopteri; Moronidae
Gene: plekhh3
Product: pleckstrin homology, MyTH4 and FERM domain containing H3
Exons: 13
Coding region: 519-2876 (785 amino acids)
Cellular component (GO): cytoskeleton
Source: RefSeq, a predicted model, not a curated record
UGUUCAAACUCAGAAGUCAGACAGUCGGUCCUCAACAGAGGUGCACUUUUACGUUACUUACUUAAUGUGUUUAUAACACGCUGACAACAACAGUGUCGCUCUUGUCGAGCGCAUUGAAUUCAAUGUAUUUUUAACCCGCAGGAUACCAGUUUUGGAAACUAAAUUAGUUUCUGUUGGACUUUGGUCGCGUGAAGUUGUUCAAACAGGCACAGCAAGGUGUCGCGAGCAAAUCAACUGGAGUGCUGGAAGCGGGGAGGAAUUUUCCUUGAACCAGUUCUCUGUCGGUUUUGUUGGAGUGUGACUGCUGUCAUGUACACUUAGACAUUUUACAUGUUCUUUGACAGAAAAGAGAGAGUAAGCUUAUGCUACCCUUCAUCCUCCUCGCUGGAUAUCUAUGGAGAGGGGGUCCUCCUGUAUGCUCUCUCGCAGCUCUUGGAGUUACUUGCGGCCGAAGCAACACCGUGAGUGUUGAAUUCACCGACCUGGAUAGCAGAGACGACACACUUAACCUUAUUUGAAUGCCUUUGCAAGGAGUUUGCUGGUUUCUGUGCUGCAGGCAGGGCUUUAAUUUGCUCGGACGGGACUAUGGGGAGAAAGAGGAGGAAGAGUCUUUUGAAUUGCGCAACAAGGAGGACUUGACUCCCAAUGGACGGAGUCCAGCUGAGGUGACUGUUUCUCAACCAACUCGAACAGCCAAUGGAACAAAUGGGCACACUGUGUCAGAGUUGUCUGAAGAGAUGAAGAGCCUGAUCAUUGAGAAGAAUAAGAUGGGCCUGGAGGAAGACCCUGAGCUGCUGGUCAAAGGGUGGCUGUUGCGGGAGGUGCGAGGCAACUGGAUCAAGCAGCGUCGGUACUGGUUUGUGCUGAGUCAGGACUCCCUCGACUACUACAGUGGACCAGAGAAAGGAGCCCGCAGACUAGGCACGCUGGUCCUCACCAACCUUUGCUCUGUCAUCUGGCCAGACAAGCAGACAUACAAGGAGACGGGGUACUGGAGCAUCACAGUAUAUGGGCGAAAGCACUGCUACAGGCUGUACACAAAGCACUUCAACGAGGCUGUGCACUGGGCAUGUGCCAUCCAGAAAAUCAUUGAUACCAAAGCACCUGUGGAAACACCAACACAGCUCCUGAUUCGAGAUAUUGAGGAGAAUAAGUUCCACCCUGAGGUAGUGGAGCACAUCUACCAGCACAAUCCCAUCCUGAAGUACACCCAGGGCCCCUUGUACGCUCCUCUGCUGCCCUUCCCCUACGGCAGCCUGGAGCACACAUACCAUAGCGGAAAAGGCUACGGCUCGGUGCGAGAGGAGGCCGUGAAGCUCUUCAACUGCCUGCAGCAGCUAGAAUCGGCACGGGAACCGAUUCCCAUCAUCCAGGGCGUGCUGCAGACCUGCUUGGACCUGCGGCCCCUCCGCGACGAGGUCUACUGCCAGCUAGUGAAGCAGACCAGCUACACACCUGCCCCGUCCACUGCUGCACACCUCCGCUACUGGCAGCUUCUCACCUGCAUGAGCUGCACCUUCCUGCCAGGGCCCACUGUGCUCAAGUACCUGCGAUUCCACCUUAAGAGGAUCCAGAGCCAAAGUCCUGAGUCUGAGAUGGAUAACUAUGCGUCAUUUAUCAGCGAGGCUCUGGAGAAAACCAAGUGUCGGGAGUGUGUGCCAUCCUGGGAGGAGAUCCAGAUGCUGAUGAGCCGACAGGAGAUGCUGUGCACUGUGCACUAUCCUGGCCCCGGGUCCUGCCAGCUCUACAUCAGCUCACACACUACUGCCAAUGAGGUGGUUCGAAGGAUGCAGGAGAAGCUCAGCCUGCAAGACAGCAAGAACACGUUUGCACUGUACGAGCAGAAUGCACUGUGGGAGCAGCCAGUUGCAGGGAGCUCUCUGAUCGCAGACAUCCUGACCAGCCUCUCCACCAAAGAGUCAGAGUCUAAAUCCCAAUGGAAACUGUGUUUCAAGCUCUACUGCCUGUUGGAUGCUGACAGCAUAUCAGUGGACAGCAUUGAAUAUCUCCUCCUCUUUGAGCAGUGCCAUGAGAUGGUGGUGCGUGGCCAGCUGCCAGCCUGUGAAGAGGACCUGCAGGCCUUGGCUGCCCUGAGGCUUCAGUGUCUGAUGGGUGACUUCAGUACACAUGCCCCCUGCCCACCUCUGGACGAGCUUUUCCCAGGUCACAUGCUAGAAGCUCGAGUCCUCGUGUCCCUUUCUGCAUCCCCAGCCCUCCCGCCAUGUCAGGUGGCGGCCCAGGGCUGCCCUGCAACGCAGCUCUUCCCCACAGGCCUUCUGGCAGGGACGCUGUGGAGCCACACAGCUACAGCAGCGCACAAGCACAAAGUGGAGCAGGACAUGCGUCUGCGGAGCCGACUGAAGGAGGAGGCAGCGGCUGUUAUGGGAUCCAUUUUGGAGCAUUGGAAAGGUCUGGCUGGCUACAGCCGGAGGGACAGUAUUGCUGCCUACCUCACAAUUGCACGCCAGUGGUCGGGCUUUGGAUGCACUCUUUAUGAAGUGGACUUUUAUAUUAGUUCAACAGGAAGUUUUUCCCAGAAGUUGUGGUUGGGUGUAGCUGCUACAUCCGUGUCUCUGUAUCGGCAGGGAGAGGCAGAGGCCCUGGAAUCCUUCCCAUAUGGCCAGAUCUGUUCCUACGGCAUAUCUGAUAGCAACACCUUCAAAAUCACAGCUGGGGAUCGGGAUCUGCUGUUUGAAACCACCAAGCUGACUGAGAUCAUGCAGCUGAUGAAUGCGUAUUUCAGUGCCAUCCGUCACCAGCGAGGGAAAGGAGAAGAUGCGGACAUCACUAUAACAGAAAGCACAGAGCUGGGAUUCCAUCACCUGGCCUCCACGCUGACACCCACCCUCCUGGAGUUGCCCUCGCACCCCGUUUAAGACGGACCCAUACCCGGACACCCCCAACCCCCCCACCGUCCUCCUCCACGUGGCCCCUAUGAGGCCCAGCCCCAGUCCUCAGGACACCACGCCUCCUCCACUGGGAACGGCACGGCAGCCAAAACAAAGAGAGCGCUGUUUUCGCUCCCCAUCCGUGAAAAUAAACCCUUGCUGAGCUUUCCAGCUGAAGGAGCUGGCCGAUGGAGGAGGAGGGGGGCGAGGAGGGGACGGGAAGGCAAGGGGUUCUGUUUUGCAAGUGAGGCCAGAAACCCACAGAAACCAGUGCGGUUGCUGAUGAGCUGUCACACGCCCUCCACCCCAUCCUGUCACGCAACCACCUCUGUUACC